AUGUCGCUCCGUCGAAAAUUCAUCUUCCUCAUGGUUGCUUUUGCUGCUAUCAAUGUAGUUUACUUACGGUCUUCUUUUCUUUAUAGAAUCGCCUCAUAUAAUGAUCGGCCCAAGUACCCAGUUCACGAUUCUGGUAUUUUCGAGGAAGUCUUCCAGUACCCCGAUGUCUUCUUGCGUAAUUACGCUCAGAUGGAAGACGAUUUCAAGAUCUUCGUAUACCCAAACAAAGAUGAAGAGAUUUCUUAUUUUAAUCAGAGAAGAAUUCACGGGAUGCUUUCUAGUGAAAUGUUCUUCCAUUACAAUCUCUUAUCCUCUGACAGAUUUCGUGCGAGUGAUCACUCUAAGGCUCAUCUGUUUUUCAUUCCCCUUACUUGGUUCCAAAUUCUUGGCAAGGGAGUUUAUGCUAAUGGUGAGGAUUAUAUUCGGUACAUAAUUGAUGAGUACCCUCACUGGAAUCGAAGUACAGGUGUUGAUCACUUUUUCGUGACUUGCCAUGACGAUGGAGCAAGACUUUCUGAAAAAGCCCCAUUGAAUCAUUCAAUCACAGUCUUGUGUUGCGCACAUUAUGAACACAAACAUGGCGUACACCACAAGCGCCACCAUCACCAUAUAACUCUCCCCCAGAUACGACUGCCAUUUGCUCGAGCUGGUGGAAAUGACAUACACAACAGGUUUAAUAAUCUCGGGUUGUUAGGAAAAAGUUUCCGAAUUAUGACUAGAUGUGGUGCAGGCAGACAACACUCGCUUUCUGGGCUUGGCGAGCAAGUUCAUGGGACGAUGACCCAAACCGAGAGAAAUUCAAAACAUCCAAGUACUGCAUUUGCGACGGACCAUACUUAA
This is a messenger RNA of Tripterygium wilfordii, 840 nucleotides long. Its product is annotated as probable glycosyltransferase At5g03795. The transcript has 5 exons. Gene Ontology annotation, molecular function: glycosyltransferase activity. The coding region runs from base 1 to 840 and encodes 279 amino acids. NCBI's taxonomy places the organism in Eukaryota, Viridiplantae, Streptophyta, Magnoliopsida, Celastrales, Celastraceae. The record is from RefSeq and is a predicted model, not a curated record.